This is a messenger RNA of Pongo pygmaeus (Bornean orangutan), 2677 nucleotides long. RefSeq names its product transmembrane protein 220 (gene TMEM220). NCBI's taxonomy places the organism in Eukaryota, Metazoa, Chordata, Mammalia, Primates, Hominidae. The transcript has 13 exons. Gene Ontology annotation, biological process: mitochondrial respiratory chain complex IV assembly. Bases 231 to 1892 code for a protein of 553 amino acids. The record is from RefSeq and is a predicted model, not a curated record.
CGAAACCGGGACGGCGCCGCCUACACCCCGCGGCGUUCGGGGCGGGCUGAAUGGGACGCUGAGUACGGGCUCCAGCCACGCCCUUCGCUCCCCGCCCCCGGCGCGGAGCGGUGGCUACAGCAGUGUCCCCAGGUCACCGAAACCGAGGCGGGGUCUCGGUCCCUCCCCGGAAGGAGGGAGCAGGGCCGUACGUGGCAGGACUCACCGCCCCGCGCCGCGCUGUCCGACCCAUGGCGCCGGCCCUGUGGCGGGCCUGCAACGGGCUCAUGGCCGCCUUCUUCGCGCUGGCGGCCUUCGUGCAGGCAAAUGACCCAGAUGCAGAGCUGUGGGUGGUGGUGUACACAGUCCCUGCAGUACUGACCCUGCUUGUUGGACUUAACCCUCAAGUCACAGGUAAUGUUGUUUGGAAAAGUAUCUCUGCAAUACACAUACUCUUUUGUAUGGUGUGGGCUGUUGGCUUGGCAUCCUACCUCUUGCGUCAUACACAACAGAACAUCUUACAUGAGGAAGAAGGCAGGGAGCUGUCUGGUCUGGUGAUUAUUACAGCAUGGAUUAUCCUGUGCCGCAGUUCCUCAAAGCUGGAGUGCAAUGGCGCGAUCUCAGUUCACUACAAUCUCCACCUCCCGGGUUCAAGCGAUUCUCCUGCCUUAGCCUCCCGAGUAGCUGGGUCUACAGGCACCUGCCACCACGCCCAGAGAUGUAAAGGGGUCAAUAUUCUUGCACUUCCUCUUGGCCGGCAGGACGAGGGUGACAAAAGUCGGCCAGACAAGCCCCGCAGCACCGCCCAGCCCGCGCCAGACCCGCCUCCAGCCGCAGUGAACUACCUACCGUGCGCCGGCCCCUGGGCUGAAAAGCUCCUGACUACCGGCUGUGUAACCGCGCCACCAACGAGCGGGAUGGACAGAGCGGCUCCUUCCGACUUCCGGAGGAAGCGGAACUACCGGAAAUCGCCGGGAGGGUCAAAGGAGACCCAGUCUCCGAGGCUUAUGGCGAUGCUGGUCCUAGGACCCGGACGAGUUAUGCGACCUCUGGGUGGCCAACUUUGGCGCUUCUUGCCUCGCGGACUCGAGCUUUGGGGCCCAGCCGAGGGGACUGCGAGAGUCUUGCUGAGGCAGUUCUGCGCGCGGCAAGCGGAGGCGUGGCGUGCCUCGGGGCGCCCUGGCUACUGCCUGGGAACCCGGCCCCUCAGCACGGCGAGGCCGCCACCCCCGUGGUCGCCGAAGGGCCCCGGAGACUCCACGCGCCCCUCGAAGCCCGGGCCUGUUUCCUGGAAGUCUUUAGCAAUCACAUUUGCUAUUGGAGGAGCUUUGCUGGCUGGAAUGAAGCACGUCAAGAAAGAAAAGGCAGAGACGUUAGAGAAGGAACGGCAGCGACACAUCGGCAAACCUUUACUUGGGGGACCGUUUUCCCUCACAACUCAUACUGGGGAGCGUAAAACUGACAAGGACUACUUGGGUCAGUGGUUAUUGAUUUAUUUUGGCUUCACUCAUUGCCCUGAUGUCUGUCCAGAAGAACUAGAAAAGAUGAUUCAAGUCGUGGAUGAAAUAGAUAGCAUUACAACUCUGCCAGAUCUAACUCCACUUUUCAUCAGCAUUGACCCAGAGAGGGACACAAAAGAAGCCAUUGCAAAUUACGUGAAAGAAUUUUCUCCCAAACUGGUUGGCUUGACUGGCACGAGAGAAGAGGUCGAUCAAGUGGCCAGAGCAUACAGAGUGUAUUACAGCCCUGGCCCCAAGGACGAAGAUGAAGACUACAUAGUGGAUCACACAAUAAUAAUGUACUUGAUUGGACCAGAUGGUGAGUUUCUAGAUUAUUUUGGCCAGAACAAGAGGAAGGGAGAAAUAGCUGCUUCAAUUGCCGCACACAUGAGGCCAUACAGGAAAAAGAGCUAGCCAAAGCAGUGUUGCUGGAUGCAGUAUUCUCUUGCUAAGAGGAAGGAAACUUUGUCUCGCAAAGGAGCCUAUAUAAAUAUAAACAUAUAUACAUGCACUCUACAGAAUGGCCUUCAUACCAUGAGAACAUUUCUGUUUUGGAUGGGGAUGUUACCCUUGCAUUCAACCAAAAUUGAUUCUUGGAACUGUAAAGAUUACAACCCAAAGUCUCCCAGGAAGCUGUGGGGAGACCAGAGGACCAAGUUAAAGUGAAGCCAGUGAAGAGCCCACCUGCGGAAGGACACAGCGGGGCGAGGCACAGCCAGUGCAUUUCUGCCUGCGAACAGGCUCUCCCCGGCAGCUUUGCUGCCUCUCCAUUGUCUUGGACCCUUGCUCAAAUAGCUGUGGGACUGAAUUUCACGGAAAGGAAUAUGAUUUCCAUAGUGCUCUUGCUUGCCUCUUCUUGAGUUCUUUGCUCUUCUGAGUUCAUGGUGGCUAAUAAUAGUCAGAUUAGGGUCUCUGCCCUUCAGAGUUGAUGCUUGAAAACUUGAGUUUUCCUUAUUAAUGAAUGUCACUAUCAGAUUUGACUAAUGAAGAGGAAAUCUAUUGUUUGGGGAAAAAAACAUCAGUUUGAUUUCUCUAGGGGUUCUUUUAUGUGAUUUUUAGCUAAGUGGUGUGCCAAGUUUUCAGUGACAUACCAAAUGGAAAUAAGAGGAUAUUGAUCACGAGUGUGAUGCUGAGUACCUUUCUGCAUAUACUGGAUUGUACUUUGUGUAAAAUAAACAUACUCAGUUUUGCUGUUCCAA